Molecule: messenger RNA, 945 nt
Organism: Zasmidium cellare ATCC 36951
Lineage: Eukaryota; Fungi; Ascomycota; Dothideomycetes; Mycosphaerellales; Mycosphaerellaceae
Exons: 2
Coding region: 1-945 (314 amino acids)
Source: RefSeq, a predicted model, not a curated record
AUGCGACUGAAUUGCUUCUGUGCCGCGCCGGCCAAUUUCCCACAGCUCGACCAAGACGAGGCGCCUCGACUGCCAAGGAAAAAGACAGGCCUCAAGAGGCAGGGGACCGGCGAAUCAGCGAGCAGCCGCUGUAGCACUGCCUCUAAUUCCAGCAUAUCCAAGCUGCCACCAUGCAAACGACAGUCGGAUCCCAAGAUUGAAGCCAUGAUGAUGCCGGAGCCGGCGGGAGAGAGGCCAAGCCGAUGUUUGCGGAUGAGCCACCCCAAGACCUACAGCAACAUCGUCGACUCGAUGAAGAAGCAGAAAGGCUGCCGCGACUGGCGCAACUUCCAGGUCUUUUACAACGACGAAAUCGACAUGACCAUCUCUGCCGUCGACGUUGCCAAGAAGAGAGCCGAUGACUACGAACGCCGGCUUCGAGAUCUGAGCAGCUUUGGCGCUUCCCGCCAGGACGACCUCUCCAAAAUCUCCCCAACCCUUGAGAUGGUCACGAAUUUGACAUCAUCGUCAUCUUCCAGUCGAAGCAGCACGUUCGACAACUCGUCGGACAUCGGUCGAUCAACGUCACCAGCCUCGCCCGCCAGUCAUCAAUCCUCCGACAGGGCCUCACCGUCAUCACCCAAUAAUCUUUCGACAUGUGACUCGACGUCCACCGGAGGUCAUCCACAUGCCGACCGUGACAACUCAAGUCAACUUCUGAUGAAGCGGUUCAUCUUCGGCGACUAUAACAUCGACUGGAGAUCCAUCCCUACCGUCGACGACGACAACCUCUUCAACCAUGCGACAUUACUGUAUCGCCGCGACCUUCGAUGCAAAGCAUCGCGCGAGUACUACAUGGAGAUUCUCAACGGCUUCCGGAUCAAAACCAUAGAUCCUCCAGCCUCACUAUCCGACACCAACACGAUCAUCAUCGACGGCGAAGAAGUCGUCGACAUGAUCGGUUGA